UCGCUCUAUACUUUUAGUGAUGUGCGGCAAUCUUGCGGCACUCAUCGCGCAUUUAGCUUAAGCACAAUGUGCGAACCAUUACGCGGCAAGCAAAUUUGCCGGAAUUUUUACCUCAUUCACUAAGCCUGAUUAACAUCAAAAUCAGUUUGCAAUUCAGAAUGUCGGCAUUAGAAGAAAACCCAACACAAGUCUCCCAAUUAACCGACACCGGAAAUCCUUCCGCGAAAAACAGCGAAAAACGGUUGUUUCCCUCUUAUUCAAAGAUCGCUGCCGGGUUUCAAAAUAUUCCGGUAAAAAAACAAUUUUUUUGGAAACCAAGUGAUAGUGGUGAUAUUGAACUAGUUGGUGCGAGAUUAUCCGAAAACUUUUGCCACCGAAAGGAAUUUCCAACGUCUUUGGCAUUUUUUUGUGAUAUUUGCGGUGCUAACCCAAUUGAAAGGGCCAUAAAGCUCAAUCAGCAGGAACGUGUCGCUGCUAAAGUUGUUUUGAAGAUCUUUUCCAGACUCGAUCUACGAAACAUUGCACCGCAGCUCACUCCGGAGAAAGCUUGCAGCGGAUGCUUCACGCAGAUUACCCUCUUCAGGAAACGUAUCAAAGAGAAACUAGUAAAACAUAAGGUAAAACGGACACAAAACAUGAAUAAUCAUGACCCGCAGUGUACUUGCGUGAACUGCUACAACCAAUGUAGAGAAUUGUGGAAUCCGCCCCCAUUGCAAGCCUCAGGUAGUCGAGACUUCCAGAAUAUUUCUGCGAUAAACCCACCGCUGGAUUUAGAAACAUUAUUGCCACCAAUCCAAACUUCUUAUGAGACUCAACAGGAACCCAUGCAAACUGAAUUUCCCUCUUAUGCGUAUCAGUGGCAACAGACAAAUUUCAAUUCGGGUGAGGCGGCUGGAUAUUUCGCUCAACAACAAUCUGCUCAACAUAGUCAACAACCCCAAGAUGUGUUCUCAAAUAUUCAAAGCAAUAUCAAUGUUCCUUCAACAAAUUUAGAUGAGGGUUCAAGUCUUCCAGUGUCGCUUCAAAACUUCGAAAGUCAUGGCCUGAGAGAUCGAGAUCAGCCGUCUACAUCGCAAGGGUUUACAGGGCAGUUGGAAGACGAGCCGAAUUCCAGGAAAAUUAGAAAAGUCUGCUGUCAUUGCUCAAAAGAAUUUACCCACACUGGAGACUUUAAGAAACACUUGAGAACUCACACAAAGGAGAGGCCGUUUUCGUGUUUGCAGUGCGAUAAGUCGUUUCCUCAUAGCUCUAAUCUGCGAAGACACCAACGUAGCCAUAUCAACGAUCGGCCUUACAAGUGUGAACAUUGCGCAAAGGAGUUUAAUAGAAAGGACAAACUUGUGAGUCACAGGAAGAGUAAAGCUUGUAAAAGUCGGAGACAUGAAGAUAGCAAAUAAAUUUCUAUUGAUUAAUAA
Dendroctonus ponderosae (mountain pine beetle) is the source of this 1415-nucleotide messenger RNA. Its product is annotated as transcription factor E4F1. The coding region runs from base 159 to 1397 and encodes 412 amino acids. The record is from RefSeq and is a predicted model, not a curated record. Gene Ontology annotation, biological process: regulation of DNA-templated transcription. The transcript is spliced from 2 exons. NCBI's taxonomy places the organism in Eukaryota, Metazoa, Arthropoda, Insecta, Coleoptera, Curculionidae. Gene Ontology annotation, molecular function: DNA-binding transcription factor activity, RNA polymerase II-specific; RNA polymerase II cis-regulatory region sequence-specific DNA binding.